Odontomachus brunneus is the source of this 1354-nucleotide messenger RNA. RefSeq lists its product as uncharacterized. The coding region runs from base 38 to 1252 and encodes 404 amino acids. Gene Ontology annotation, molecular function: olfactory receptor activity; odorant binding. Gene Ontology annotation, cellular component: plasma membrane. NCBI's taxonomy places the organism in Eukaryota, Metazoa, Arthropoda, Insecta, Hymenoptera, Formicidae. The record is from RefSeq and is a predicted model, not a curated record. Gene Ontology annotation, biological process: sensory perception of smell; detection of chemical stimulus involved in sensory perception of smell. The transcript is spliced from 5 exons.
AUACUUCGCUAACGCGAGGGCUUCGAUAUAGAGUCUUAUGUCAAAGAUAUUCGCGAUGUAUAAAAAUAAAAAUUACGAACGUGACAUAAAUUAUACGUAUAAUUUGAACCGAUUCAUUCUUCGUUUAAUGGGAAUCUGGCCAUACACAAACAUGAAUUCUUGGAUUCUGCGAAAGAUGGAGAAGGUGCUGAUCUUUGGUUUCUAUGUCCUCCUCUUUUUCGAACUAACGUCUAUGCUUCUUUAUGUAUUAAUGGUGUUAAAAGGGACUCGCGCGAGAAUUAAACUAACGGCAGCUGUGUUAUUCACGAUUGUGUCGAUCCUAAAAUAUAGCAAUUUAUUGUACGUGAAGAAUCAAAUGAGGAGUUACAUGGCGCACAUUGAGAAGGAUUUUCAAAGUGUCGUCAGUCCAACUACCCGCAACACGAUGCUCUUCCACGUGCGAACUGGUAGACGUUUGUUCAUUCUGUGCAGUAUAUUCAUGUAUGGCGCCGGGAUGACGUAUCGAACACUCAUACCGUUGUCAAGAGGGAAGAUUAUCACUGCUCAGAACAUUACGAUUAGACCCUUACCGAGUCCUGCUUACUAUAUAGUGUUCGAUCCGCAGAUCAGUCCGGUUUAUGAGAUUGUGUUUUUCGUACAGCUUUUCACCGGUCUUUUCAAAUACACAAUCACAGUAGCAGCUUGCGGUAUUGCGGCGCUCUUUUCGAUGCACGUCGUCGCACAAUUGGACAUAUUAAUGGUAUUGAUGAACAACUUGACGAACGAACACGAACUUGGGGAUGUGAACAGAAAAUUAUCGGUUAUUGUGAAGCAUCAAAUAAGGACGCGAAAUUUGUUGCAUAUGGUGCAAAGCAUUAUACAAUAUUCGAGUCUACUUGAAGUCAUGACGUGCACUUUUAUGUUAUGCCUUGUUAUAUAUUAUGUUAUUAUGGAAUGGGAGGACAGUAAUGCUAUAGCCACGUGUACGUAUGUAAUUUCAGUGAUAUCUAUGACUUUCAACAUAUUUGUUUAUUGUUUCAUUGGUGAGCAGCUCUCUGAAAAGGGAGACCAGGUAGCCUUAACGGCGGCUACGUUAGAUUGGCACGUUUUACCGGAGUCAAAAGCACGGGCAUUAAUUUUAAUCAUGCUUAUGUCAAAUAAGCCAGUAAAACUCAAGGCAGGAAAUUUUGUGGAGUUAUCUUUUAAGACAUUCGGGUCCGUUGUUAAGACGGCCACGGGAUAUUUAAAUCUACUUCUAUCAGUUGUUGACUGAGUUACUCACAAAUAAAUGUAUAUUUCUUCACAGAUAAAUACGCGUAGAAAAUCAGAGGUGCUUUUAAGUAUACAAUUUUGAAAUAAAAAUAAUAAAAGAAUA